AUGUCAGAUCAUCUCGGCGUGCUGCUGCUCCUUAUCACCUCCGGCGCGCUGCUGGUGGCGGAGGCGGCGGCGUCGGGUAAGACGCACGAGACCACCGCCGUCGGUGCCGGCGAAAAACGGUCGCAGCCCGGUCGGGGCCCCGGGGCAGAGGUGCACCAGGCGGACGUGUCGGUCAGCGAGCCGGUGGCGGUGCGGCUCGGAAAGGCCGCCAAAAGUGGCUCGUCGCCGAUCACCUACAUCAAGACGCUGCCGUCGGACGGCGCGUCGGGAGAGGACCGUGGCCACGGACAUCCGGCGAAUCGGCUGGCGAACCAUCGCGCCAAACCCAGGAACGGAAACCGUUUCGCACCGAAAUCGCUGGACGUUGCAGCGCCGAAAGACUUGAGCAACGCGGAGCUUUUCGGGAAAUUGGGUCUCGGUAAGGUCCGGCCGGCGACCAACCACCACAAGAAGCGCCUGGCGGAGGAGUCCCGGCACUAUGGACGCCCAGAUGACUCGCACAUGUACGUCAUCAAGCUGCCCCCGAACCCGUACUAUUACACCCACAACGUGGCCCCGCAGAACAGCAUCUCCAGUGUCGGCAAGCAGGUUCCGGUGGGCUUCAAGUCGAAUGGUAAGCCGGCCCGUAUCUACCACUGGAACAUUCCGGUGCUGAAGAAGAUGCUCGGGGCGAAGCAGAGCCGUCACCCGAACUCCCGCCGCCACGACGACAUCGACGAGCUGAUCGACAUCAAGGAGAUCCCGACCUGGACCAAGCCGUGGGAGGGUGCGCCGCGCGAGAAGUCACUGCUGAAGGCGAGCACCGGGCUGGCGGGUGAAGCGGAUCGGGCCGGCAAACGGAAGCUCCCGACGUACUACGCGCCGGCCAAGAAGCAGACCGGCGGUGGCAAGUCGAAGAAGCACGCCGGCAGCAAGUACAACACGAGCGGAAGCAACGGAAAGCCGCAGAGCUUCUACAUCCUCGGCGACAAGGACAGUCGAACGAAGAUCGUGGGUCACUCGGCCGAUGUAUAG
This is a messenger RNA of Anopheles coustani, 1014 nucleotides long. RefSeq lists its product as uncharacterized. The record is from RefSeq and is a predicted model, not a curated record. The transcript is spliced from 4 exons. Lineage: Eukaryota; Metazoa; Arthropoda; Insecta; Diptera; Culicidae. The coding region runs from base 1 to 1014 and encodes 337 amino acids.